UCUUCCUUCAAUUGUCUUGAAAAAUCUUCUUAUUUUUUCUCAUUCUGAAGCCUUUACAAUGAGAGACAAUAACUCAUUAGAGAACAGAGCCAAAGCAUCAUCAAAAUUCGGUGAUCAAAACCAAGCACCAAAAUCUCUGCACACAAAGACCAUUGCCAAUCAAUCCAAGCCCAAGUCUUCAUGGGGUUCACACAUUGUGAAGGGCUUCACAGGCACAGCCGACAAGAAAACCAAGGUUCAAACCAUCACUGUCCAAACCAAGAAGCCUCCUCUUUCAAAUUCCGACCUCCCAAACACCAACCAAAACAACCCAGUUCUGCAUUCCCAUUCUAGAGUUAAAAGGUCUCUCAUCACUGAUUUAUCUUGCUCAGUUAAUGCAACCCAAGUUCACCCUCAGCUCUACCAAACGCACCGGAGACAGUCCUCCGGUUCUCGCGAUUUGUUCAUCGAAUUAGACCACGUUAGGACCCUUCUUCAGGAGUCCAAAGAGAGGGAGUUUAAGCUGCAAGCUGAGCUUACCGAGUGGAAGACAAAUGCUAUGGUUUUGGACCUCGAAAAGCAGCUUGAAACAAGGAACACUGAAGUAGAUAAUCUUUCAACCCGAGUUGGGUUGUUGGAGUCUGAGAGGAGCAGCUUAUGUGAUCAACUGGCAACUUUGACUUCCAUUUUGGAGAGGAAUGAAGAAAAUUUGGAGAUUUCGAAGAAACCCCAAUCGAAUAGGGAUCUUGAAAUGGAAGUGGUGGAGUUGAGGAGGUUGAACAAGGAGUUGCAGAUGCAAAAGAGGAAUAUUGCUUGCAAGCUUUCUUCUUUGGAAUCCCAGUUAGCUUCUCUUGCCAAAUCUAAUGAGAGUGAUGUUGUUGCGAAAGCUAAAGCCGAGGCAUCAAUGUUAAGACAUACAAAUGAAAACCUGAGCAAACAAGUGGAAGGUCUGCAAAUGAGCCGAUUGAAUGAAGUCGAGGAGCUUGCAUACUUGAGGUGGGUUAAUUCAUGUUUACGAGAUGAACUACGGAAUUCGUGUUCGACUACGAAUUUUGAUAAGCCAUUAAGUCCAGUUCAAUGCAAGGUUGAGUAUGUGAGCUCACCUAAUUCAGCAAGCAGUAAGAGCUCAGAACAAAGUAGCGCAAGUGUUAAGAGAUUGAAUUUUAUGAAAAAGAUGAAGAAAUGGUCUAUUACUAGCCAACAAUUUUCAAGUUCAGAGUAUGCAGAUAAUAUAGGGGACAAGGAAUGGGUGCAUAUAGAGGAGCUGAGAAGCCCUGGAAGAAGACAUUCUAUAAGUGGAUCAAAAUGUUACAUACAAGAGUUAAUACCAAAUAAGAGAAGGCAAUCUGAUGGUUUUAUGUGUACCAAAGAAAUAGAUAAGGAGGCUGAGCCGUUAAGUUCUCAAAAGUCUACAGCUGCUGCUUCUUCAGCUUCUUUAGAUUUUGAGAAAAGGGCUUUGAGGAUUCCUAAUCCUCCUCCCAGACCUUCCUGUUCUAUUCCAUUUGGACCUAAAGAUGAAAGUUGUACACAAAUUCCACCACCGCCCCCACCGCCCCCUCCGAAGUUUUCAGUGAGAAGUAGUGCCGGUGUCGUGAAACGUGCUCCGCAAGUAGUCGAGUUUUAUCAUUCACUCAUGAAAAGGGGUUCUAGGAAAGAUUCCACAAAUGGAGGAAUCUGUGAUGUGCCUGAUGUUGCUAACGUUCGUAGCAGCAUGAUCGGUGAAAUCGAGAAUAGAUCAUCACAUUUGCUGGCUAUAAAGGCGGAUGUUGAAACUCAAGGAGAAUUCGUGAAUUCGUUGAUAAGAGAAGUAAAUAAUGCGGUUUAUCGGAACAUCGAAGAUGUUGUAGCAUUUGUGAAAUGGCUUGAUGAUGAGCUUUGCUAUCUAGUUGAUGAAAGGGCAGUUUUGAAGCACUUCGCUUGGCCUGAGAAAAAAGCCGACACAUUACGCGAAGCGGCAUUCGGAUACCGAGAUCUCAAGAAAUUGGAGUCUGAGGUAUUAUACUACAAGGAUGAUUCCAGAGUGCCUUGUGAUAUUGCCUUAAAGAAAAUGGUUGCCUUGUCUGAGAAGAUGGAACGUACAGUUUAUAACCUCCUACGUACAAGAGAGUCAUUGAUGCGCAACUGCAGGGAAUUCCAAAUUCCCACAGACUGGAUGCUUGACAAUGGGAUUAUAAGCAAGAUUAAGCUUGGAUCGGUGAAACUGGCGAAGAGGUACAUGAAAAGGGUAGCCAUGGAACUGCAGUCCAAGGCAACGCUGGAAAAGGAUCCGUCGAUGGACUAUAUGCUCCUCCAAGGAGUUAGAUUUGCUUUCAGAAUACACCAGUUUGCAGGAGGAUUCGACUCCGAAACGAUGCAUGCGUUUGAGGAACUCCGGAACCUUGCCAACCUCCUUAACAAGAAGUAGUAGUAAAGGGCAAGGGAGGUUUUUUGUUUUAUUUCCCUUGUGUGUUUGGGGGCAGAGAGUUGUGUGGUUUGGUCACCUUCUUAUAUAUUAUUAGAAGUGUGGGGAAAAAGUGUUUUGAUUUUCAAUGCUUAUGGCAAAGCAGCAGCAUGGUUUGUUGCUGUUGUUCCAGGGCAUAAAGUCUUAGAAAUAGAGGAUUGUGGGGUAGAAGAGGAAGUGAAGAUACUUGGUUAGACGAUGAUGAUGCUAAAUGAUCGGAUUGCUGAACAUGCUGCUGCGGCAAGUGCAAGUGCAAGGUGAAAUGUGAGCUGUAUCAGCAGUAUCACGUGUAAAGAAAUUACAACUUCACUUCUACCUGAAUCACACUAUUAUCAUGUGUAAAAAUGAACUCUUUUAUUAGAGAAGAACAAAAGGAGAAGAGACAUCUACAUUCUCCUUGUUAAUGCA
Messenger RNA from Hibiscus syriacus, 2827 nucleotides. Its product is annotated as protein CHUP1, chloroplastic-like. Gene Ontology annotation, cellular component: chloroplast outer membrane. Lineage: Eukaryota; Viridiplantae; Streptophyta; Magnoliopsida; Malvales; Malvaceae. The coding region runs from base 59 to 2383 and encodes 774 amino acids. The record is from RefSeq and is a predicted model, not a curated record. The transcript has 7 exons. Gene Ontology annotation, biological process: chloroplast organization.